CACAUAUCAUCCUCUUGACUUGUAAAUCUCCCCAUACUUAACAAUCUCUUUCUAACCAGUUAUAUUACAAUGGCAUCAAGCUCAAUGUCAUCUCACAGCUCUGGCUCGUGGACCGCUAAGCAGAACAAAGCUUUUGAGCAGGCUCUAGCAACCUAUGACCAGGACACUCCUAACCGUUGGCAAAAUGUUGCCAAAGUCGUGGGUGGAAAAACAACAGAGGAGGUAAAGAGACACUACGAACUCCUAGUGCAAGAUAUCAACAACAUAGAGAACGGUCAUGUUCCAUUCCCAAACUACAGAACUAGUGGAGGCUGCACCAAUGGCAGGCUUAGUCAGGAGGAAAAAAGGAUGAGAAACAUGAGUCUGCAGAUUUACACUUUUGGUAGCAAGAAUAGAAUUUGGGUGUUUGAUCCAGUUGCGAUGGUUUGGGAUCGUUUGAAGGGUCUCGACGAUCUUCCUGACAAGCGUGAUGGUUCGAGAAUGUCGAAUCUCGGUGGAAAUCUUGCAAUUAUGUUUAACCUUGAGAAGGGUUCAACCAAAAUAUGUUGCACUGAGAUCAGAUUGGAAAGGAGAGAAGGAGGAAAGAUUUGGGGGACGGUUCUGUGGUCUAAUGUCGUGAUUACCUUGAAAGAACCUUCCACCAUUGUACGAUGUCUAGCUGUAACUGUUUGAUAAAGCUUUAAGCUUGAAAAUCUGUAAACGUGUACUGGAGCAGCUUGGUCUGUUCAAGAAGAAACAAACAACAUACUAGGCUUUAUUGGAUGUUGGUAUCCAGAACCUAAUAUAGAUAUCUUUUGGAUCUUUGGGCUAAGUUUAGCAACUUAUUUCUUGUUUCUUUGUUGUACGAGUCUUAUGUAUGCAAGUACAUUGUAUGAUCAAUAGCUACUAUGUUACCAGCUGUUUAACAAAGUUCAAACCAAUAA
Arabidopsis arenosa is the source of this 923-nucleotide messenger RNA. Lineage: Eukaryota; Viridiplantae; Streptophyta; Magnoliopsida; Brassicales; Brassicaceae. The record is from the annotation of a GenBank genome assembly.